Molecule: messenger RNA, 2223 nt
Organism: Erythranthe guttata (spotted monkey flower)
Lineage: Eukaryota; Viridiplantae; Streptophyta; Magnoliopsida; Lamiales; Phrymaceae
Product: phragmoplastin DRP1E
Cellular component (GO): cytoplasm; microtubule; membrane
Molecular function (GO): microtubule binding; GTPase activity; GTP binding
Source: RefSeq, a predicted model, not a curated record
UCUCUCUCUCUCUAGACUCUCUCUCUACUUUCUGUUACUUCAAUUCUAAUCUUCUUCCUAAAUUGAAUUCGUUGUUUGAGGUUUGGUAGCUGAAGUUUAAUCGCGAAGCUCCUCAAUUCAGAUCUGCUUGUUGUUUGUUCAAUUAUUUUUGAAUAUAUAUACAAGGGGAAGAAGAAUGGCGACGAUGGAGAGUUUGAUUGGGCUGGUGAACAGAAUACAGAGAGCUUGCACCGCCCUCGGCGACCAUGGCGGCGGCGACCAAGCCUUUGCAUCUCUUUGGGACGCGCUCCCCUCCGUAGCUGUUGUCGGUGGCCAGAGUUCGGGAAAGUCGUCGGUUCUGGAGAGUAUAGUAGGGCGUGAUUUUCUUCCUCGAGGCUCUGGAAUUGUUACGAGGCGGCCGUUGGUGUUGCAAUUGCAGAAGAUAGAAGAUGGGCAGCAGGAAUAUGCAGAGUUUGGCCAUAUGCCUCGCAGACGAUUUACUGAUUUCGCUUUGGUUCGCAAGGAAAUUCAAGAUGAAACUGAUAGAAUCACGGGAAAGACAAAACAAAUUUCUCCGAUUCCAAUCCACCUAAGUAUCUAUUCACCCAAUGUUGUCAACUUAACUCUGAUUGAUCUUCCUGGUUUGACAAAAGUUGCUGUCGAGGGGCAACCAGAUAGUAUAGUCGAAGACAUCGAAAAUAUGGUUAACUCAUACGUUGCUAAGCCAAACUGUAUUAUACUGGCAAUAUCACCAGCAAACCAAGAUAUUGCUACAUCAGAUGCUAUUAAACUUGCAAGGGAAGUGGAUCCAUCAGGUGAACGCACAUUUGGGGUGCUGACAAAACUUGAUCUGAUGGACAAAGGAACUAAUGCACUGGAUGUUCUUGAAGGAAGAUCGUAUCGUUUACAACAUCCGUGGGUGGGUAUUGUAAACCGUUCACAAGCAGAUAUCAACAAGAGUGUUGAUAUGAUAUCUGCUAGGCGAAAGGAGCGGGAGUAUUUUGCUUCAAGUGCAGACUAUGGGCACUUGUCCAGUAAAAUGGGUUCUGAAUAUCUUGCAAAGCUGCUCUCUAGGCACUUGGAAUCUGUAAUCAGGGCAAGAAUACCAAGUAUCACUUCAUUGAUUAACAAAAGCAUUGAUGAACUUGAAUCUGAGCUGGACCACCUUGGAAGGCCUAUCGCUGUUGAUGCUGGGGCUCAAUUGUACACAAUCUUGGAACUUUGCCGUGCUUUUGACAAGAUAUUCAAGGAGCAUCUGGAUGGAGGCCGACCUGGAGGUGAUCGUAUAUAUGGAGUUUUCGACAAUCAGCUGCCCGCUGCUUUAAGAAAACUUCCAUUUGACCGCCAUCUGUCAAUGCAGAAUGUGAAAAAGAUUGUUUCAGAAGCUGAUGGUUAUCAACCACAUUUGAUAGCUCCUGAGCAGGGUUAUCGCCGCCUUAUCGAGGGCUCGUUAAAUUAUUUCAGGGGGCCCGCCGAAGCUUCUGUUGAUGCUGUUCACUUUGUCUUAAAGGAACUCGUCAGAAAGUCAAUUGGCGAGUGUCAGGAAUUGAAACGGUUUCCAACUCUGCAAACAACUAUAGCUGGAGCAGCAAACGAAUCUUUAGAAAAGUUCCGCGAGGAGAGCAAGAAAACGGUUAUCAGAUUGGUUGAUAUGGAAUCAUCUUAUCUAACCGUCGAUUUCUUCCGAAAACUUCCGCAAGAAGUCGAGAAAGCAGUAGGAAACCCUGGGGGUAAUAACCCACGGGAUAAAAACUCACGGGAAAAUUCAGCAGCACCUGCCGCCAAUAAUAUUGACCGUUAUGCAGAGGGACACUUCAGAAGAAUAGGUUCGAAUGUUUCGUCUUAUGUCCAUAUGGUAUCGGAAACUCUCAAGAACUCAGUUCCCAAAGCAGUUGUGUACUGUCAAGUUAAGGAAGCCAAACAGAAUUUACUUAAUUACUUUUAUACCCAAAUUGGGAAGAGAGAGGGUAAACAGCUUUCGGAGUUAUUGGAUGAAGAUCCUGCAUUGAUGGAGAGGAGACAACAAUGUGCUAAGAGGCUUGAGCUGUACAAAAAAGCAAGGGAUGAGGUUGACUCUGUUUCAUGGGCUCGAUGAAUUUGAUAUAAUACGGUAAUGUUGUUAUAGUGAUCUAUUGUAUGUUUAUAUUGUUCACGGUGGCAUUUAUUAUUUGCCGAAUCUUGAUUCUUAUUCGUAUUGUAGGGAUUUACUUGUGUGCUAUUUAUUGUCAUUACAUUAUUUGGCUU